CGAAGGUUCAGUACAAAGUUCGUAAUAAUACGCACUUACACGAGAUUGUCCAAAGACGUUUGUCAAAUGAUGAUGAGUAUAGAGAAAAGACGGAAAAUACGAAUAAGGGACCUAAACCCUCACCUUACUUGCAUGUUGUGCAAAGGAUAUUUUGUGAACCCAGUAACUAUUACAGAAUGUAUUCACACAUUUUGCAAAAGCUGCCUUGUAAGACAUAUCAGUCUAGUUAACAAGUGUCCUUCAUGUGGAAUUGUAAUACAUGAAACACAACCAGUCUAUAACAUAAGAUCUGAUAGAACAAUGCAAGAUAUCAUCAAUAAAAUUUUACCAAGAAUUGAACAUGAUGAGAGGAAGAGAGAGAAAAGAUUUUAUAAAACCAAAGGUCUUCCAUAUCCUGCAUCUCCUUUGAGAGCUCCAUUUAGUAACUCUUCAAUGCUCAAAGAACAAAAAACCAAACUACUGCCUACCAAAUCUCUGGCAAAUUUAUCAAAACCAGUUGUUAAAGCACCUAGUAUUGGACACUUACAUCACUCAACAGAUCAAAUAUCUUUACAGCUAGAAUACAGCAGUCUAGAGAAAACACUUGAUGGACUUGAAAAUGGACUACAGCCACUACCCAAGAACUUUAUUCGUUGUUCUACACACGUUACUGUUGGACUAUUACAGCGAUUUGUUGCAACUAAACUACAGUUGGAAUCAGAAAGAAUUAUUGCAAUUACACAUAAUGAGAUUGAGAUGGACAAGGAAUUUACGUUGAAAUACAUAAGUGACAAUCUGCUGGAAUCUAUGGAGCGUUUGUACCCAUUAAAGCUAAAGUUCAAACCRAUAGAUUUAAUAUGACUUCUCAAACUUUGCAUUGUUAUUUACAAAAGCUAAAACCAUACUAUGAUCAUACUCCAUCUCAAUCCUCAAACUUUGAUCUAUUUAAUAUUCCAUGUAGUGACUGAAGCUUGGGAAUCGUCUAGUUGAAAUAAAAGGUUAAUUUUUA
This is a messenger RNA of Exaiptasia diaphana, 988 nucleotides long. Its product is annotated as polycomb group RING finger protein 3. The transcript has 10 exons. Lineage: Eukaryota; Metazoa; Cnidaria; Anthozoa; Actiniaria; Aiptasiidae. Gene Ontology annotation, cellular component: PRC1 complex. Gene Ontology annotation, biological process: regulation of transcription by RNA polymerase II. The record is from RefSeq and is a predicted model, not a curated record. Bases 67 to 840 code for a protein of 257 amino acids.